Lobosporangium transversale is the source of this 1106-nucleotide messenger RNA. RefSeq lists its product as hypothetical. Lineage: Eukaryota; Fungi; Mortierellomycota; Mortierellomycetes; Mortierellales; Mortierellaceae. The transcript is spliced from 4 exons. The record is from RefSeq and is a predicted model, not a curated record. Bases 307 to 894 code for a protein of 195 amino acids.
GUCCGAAUGUCCACGAAGUCGGCUGUAAGCGAGAUAAUCGAAGGAAGUGGGGCUGUUAGAGAACAUUAUAUCAGCGUCAAUAAUUCAACUUUGAUUCCACUUUUAUCAAACAAUUUCGAGGUGGGUCCGAAACGAGGCUCGGGCUUAUCAUCACCAACACUGUCGCCUCCGCGCCGUCCGCUCUUUAAUAUCAACAACGAUGAAGGAGCUGUCACAGGAACUUUCGACAAUCACGAACAGCUGUCUAGCGGAGACAAAGGUGAUGAGGGUGAGGUAUUUGGACGACCUUACAGUGGAACUGUAGAUAUGUCCUGGAUUAAGGAGCGGCCAGAAUUCACAUUCCGUUUCCCGCUAACAAAAGACUGGGGACCUCGGAUAACUGAGUCCUACAACAAGAUCAGGCAGAAGACAUCUUUGAACUUCAAGCAAAUAGAUCAGAUUGCGCUGCUCUCUGGUGUCCUGCAUUUUGACAAAGAGCAUGUUGGAUUCAAGACUGCUGAGAUCUCAGCUAUCACAAAGGAAGUUCUCCGUCGGUUUUAUACCAGCGAGCUGCAAGAGAAAGACGUAAAGCGGUCGGUAGAAGCAGCCGCACUAUGGAGCGCUUGGGUUCAGAAUUUGGGAUCAAUGAAUCUCUUGAGCUACCUAUCCAAGGACCUUGAAACCGCCGAGGAACCCGAGAUCAAUCUUAGGUCGGUCGUUGACAUGAUAAUGGGAUCCUAUUACACAUGCCAAGAAAAAGACAUAUUACCUGUUUUGUUUGUGGCUCUGUAUGUGUUUCGACACUACAAUACAUGGUGCGAGAUUGAAAGUGAAAGUGAUAUUAUGUCGUCCGUCAUCGUGCCGAUUUUACGUGAAUUUAUGAAUAUACCAGGCCAUAUCCAAUUCAAAUGGUAAUAUCAUCCUGAUUGUUUAGCCGUUUGCAUAUAGGAAGAUGGGAUGUUCUUUUGGUUUAAUUGUCGUUAUUCCUUUUAGCGGUCUUAACAGUGCAUCGACUGCGGGCGAGAACAGAAAAGCUGCUUUGGCUCAGGAUGGGCAAGCCAGGCAACCCGACAUUGUGGGUCGAACAGAGGGAAAACGUGAGGUAUAUUAUGGAGAAAUCAAGGGUA